AUGAGUGAAGUAAGAAGAUGUAGAAGAUGUAAGAGAAAGAGAAUGGAUGAUGAACCUCCAGAGGUUAAACAAUAUAAGACUUGUGCCAAAUGUAGAAUUAUCGAAAGACAAAAAAAGAAAUCCAGAAAACCUUUGGCUGAAGAAACUGUUUUAUAUGGAAUGAAACAAUUCCAACAACAAAACCAAAAUACUUCAUUCUUAAAAGAUGAUUUAGAUUACGAUUCUUAUUCCAAAUAUGAUAGUUAUGGGAACCAGAAGUAUCAAUACUCCUACCAAUAUGAUAACAAUACUCCCACUUAUCCAAGUACUCAAACAACCGCCACAACCAAUUCUAUUACUAAUAUCCCCCAAACUUAUAAUUUAAACUAUCAAAUGGUAGCACAAAAGAUCUUACCUUUACAAUCCAGUAACUUGCCCAAUGAUUUACCUGUUAACUGUGAUAUCUGUGAUAAAAAAUUGGACCCUAAUGAUGAAUUAACCAUUACUUACAAAUUAUGUAUCGAUUGUUAUUCUAAUCCUUUCAAAUUAUUCAAUGUGUUUGAAGAUUUCAAUGAAUUCUUAUCAAAGAUUAAUGAUAACAAGAGUCAGAAGAUAUUAAAUUAUAUCUUUAUCAAGGAAAUCGAUAAGAACUUCAUCGAUAAUUUGAAUGGAUUCGUUAAUGAUUAUAAAUUCAAAGAAAAUAUCUUGGAUAAUUUAUGUAAGAUCUAUAUCGAACCAAUUAUCUCAUCAGUGGAUUAUAAAUUUGUUCCAAUUUCAUCCAAUUUGAAUGAAAGAUCAAGUGAAAGAAAAACCAUCAAAGCUUUCUAUAAAUGUUCAGAGGAAAUCAAUGAUAAGUUAAAUUGUCAUUCAAAUUUGUUCUUAGACUAUAAUUUAACUACUAAUAUCUUAAAGAUCAAAUUCAAUCACAAUAAUCAUAAUUAUUUCCAAGCGUUGUCAGAAAAAUUUGUGAAAUACUUGAAAUCCUUAAUUGAAGAAUUAUCAAUAGGAGAAUUUAAUGAAGAUUCAGGUAAGAAAGUAUGGGAUAAUUUAAACAAUGAAGAAUUCAAAGAUACUAUCAGUGAACUUAAGAAGGAAGAAUUCGUUAGUAAUUUUGGAUCGUUUAACACUGUAGCUGUAUAG
Yamadazyma jaroonii is the source of this 1119-nucleotide messenger RNA. Lineage: Eukaryota; Fungi; Ascomycota; Pichiomycetes; Serinales; Debaryomycetaceae. The record is from the annotation of a GenBank genome assembly.